CACACCGUCUAUGUCCGGAAAUUAUCUCAAUUGAAACAAGGGCACGACUGAACGUUCCGCCUGUGUGUUGGUCCUCUGUUGGUGCUACACACGGACCCAGAAAUAAGAUAAGAAAACGUUACAUAGGUCAUUUUCCACGACGAUGUGAUCAAGGGCACGUCUGCUUUGAACCAUCCAGUGAACCAUUGAAGUAAGUGAAGUGCCCCUAUUGCAAGAAAUGGCAGAGCGAGAAACAGAAGUCAGCCACCAGCACAAAGCAGGCACUGAAACAGAUAUCAGUGUAGACAAAACACAGUACAUAAAGUUGGUCCACGUCUCACAGGAGUACAAACAGGAGAAGGCUAAUAUUGCUCUGGAUGUAAAGCAGCAAGACAGCGAGAGUAAAAACAACAUUGGUGAAACCACGGAGCAGCCUGAUGACUGUGAUUCAGCUAAAGAGAAGGGGGUGCCUCUUACAGAAGAAUCUUUUCCACAUGAGGACAGCACCCCUUCUCAGGCUGAUGACGGAAGUCAUGGGGAUUACAACAGAAAGACGCCGAAAAGCGAGGGGCAAACCAAGAAGGCUGACAUUUCCAGUGCUUUACCUCCUGAAGACAGGGAGAUAAAGGAGAACAAAACCUACCUAAAGACAUCAUCGCCAGAGGAAAUCUCAGAGGAGGAAGAGAAUAAACAAAUGAAACUGAGAAAAACUGUUGAAAACAUCUGCAUUACCACUCAGGAGACUACUGAACCCACAGUUCCAGAGAUUACUGGAAUUCUUGGAGAGACCAACAAGCGUUUAUCAGCCGAAGACCACACUGGAGAUGAGAAAGAACCAGAAGCAGCCGCUUCAACAACCCCAAGUGACAGAGAGGAUGACCAAGUAGAUGGACCCAAAGCUAAACCUAAUGAAGACGCAAACACUAAAGCUGGAGGGAACAGGGAGAUACAGGAGAACACAACCUACCUAAAGACAUCAUCGCCAGAGGAAAUCUCAGAGGAGGAAGAGAAUAAACAAAUGAAACUGAGAAAAACUGUUGAAAACAUCUGCAUUACCACUCAGGAGACUACUGAACCCACAGUUCCAGAGAUUACUGGAAUUCUUGGAGAGACCAACAAGCGUUUAUCAGCCGAAGACCACACUGGAGAUGAGAAAGAACCAGAAGCAGCCGCUUCAACAACCCCGAGUGACAGAGAGGAUGACCAAGUAGAUGGACCCAAAGCUAAACCUAAUGAAGACGCAAACACUAAAGCUGGAGGGAACAGAGAGAUACAGGAGAACACAACCUCCCUAAAGACAUCAUGGCCAGAGGAAAUCUCAGAGGAGGAAGAGAAUAAAGAAAAAAUUAAACUGAGAAAAAUUGUUGAAAACAUCGGCUCUACCACUCAGGAGACUACUGAACCCACAGUUCCAGAGAUUACUGGAAUUCUUGGACGAAGUGUAGGAUGCCUGAAAGCAGUGGGUAUGGUGGUGGUUGUUGCCAUUCUGGUGCAUCAUCUCCUCCAGCCUGAGUCUCCACCUCCGAAAAACAAUGUAGACGUCUUCCUCAGGCAAAUGGAAAACCUGAAGAUGCAGUUCCCUCACCAGCGUGCUGAGCUCUGGAUUAGGAGCAGGAUCCACCUGCAGAGGCACCUCCAGACGGCCCAGCCCACAGCGCCAGUGAGUCUCAUCCUGACCGCUGGCCCCAGAGCCGAGAGGACACUGCACUGCCUGGCUCAAGGCCUGGCCUCCGCCUUCUCUUCUGCCCUCAACGGCUCGGUCCUCCACAUCGAUGGAGCCAACAAAGCCAGCGAGGACAGCGACCAGGUCAAACUGGAUAUCGACAGCAAGUUGCAAGGAGCUUUCGAGGGAGACAAACCCGUGGCUGUCAUUCACCGCUUCGAGGAGCUCCCUCCAGGCUCCACGCUCAUUUUCUAUCGCUACUGUGACCAUGAGAACGCUGCAUAUAAGAAGACUUUUCUGAUCUUUACAGUGCUGCUGGGGCACGAAAAGGAGAUUGAUGCCAAGAUGCCUUUGACUGAUGUGGAGGAGAUGGUGGACGACCACCUUCAGAAGAAGUUCAUUACUCAUGGCCACCCUGUAUCUUUUGACAGGAUGGACCUUGACAAGUACAGUGGACUCUGGAGCCGUAUUUCUCACCUCAUCCUUCCUGUGGCGACAGAGGAAAGGAUAGAACAUAAAGGGUGCUAGGGCACAUAAAUAAUCACUCUUUGUUUGAACCUUCAGGCUAAGAACUAAACUACCGCCUUACAUUGGUAUCAGAUCUCUCACUAGGCAACUCCAGUGAUUCUGGGGCUAGCACGCUGGUUUUAAAGACCCAAAGUUUUCUUACUAUAUUGAGGCUCACUAAAGAUGAAGGCAUCCAGUAGAAGUAAGACAUUUAUAAUAAUUAAGCUAUGGGGAUAUUAAUAAAACUUCUGUGGACAUCCAUCAUUAAAAAAAUGUUUGACAGAAA
Messenger RNA from Xiphias gladius (swordfish), 2435 nucleotides. RefSeq names its product torsin-1A-interacting protein 2-like. Gene Ontology annotation, biological process: membrane organization. Gene Ontology annotation, cellular component: membrane. The transcript is spliced from 11 exons. The record is from RefSeq and is a predicted model, not a curated record. Lineage: Eukaryota; Metazoa; Chordata; Actinopteri; Istiophoriformes; Xiphiidae. Bases 218 to 2170 code for a protein of 650 amino acids. Gene Ontology annotation, molecular function: ATPase activator activity.